Parnassius apollo (apollo) is the source of this 1458-nucleotide messenger RNA. NCBI's taxonomy places the organism in Eukaryota, Metazoa, Arthropoda, Insecta, Lepidoptera, Papilionidae. The record is from the annotation of a GenBank genome assembly.
AUGGACCCACAGGCUUUUUACGGCAAAAGAAAUAAAAUAGAGAUGCGUCCUCGACGAACAAUCGUCGUAAUUCCAGAGAGCAGCGAGGAUGAAAAUGUAUCAGAUGAUGAGACUUACAGUACUCAAGAUCCUUUACAUAUAAAUGAAGAAAAAGAAAAGUCUUCCUCGGACGGAGAAGAUGAAGAAGGAAAAGAGGAACUGGACCAGCUAUUUCCUGAGUGCACUGAAGAGCAUAUGGAAACGUUAGAAAAUUUUACAGACAAUCAACCUUCUACUUCACAGGCAGCUUCUUCAAGUAAGAAAGAAAAGAAAGAUAAGUUGGUGUGGUCGGAUGACAAUCUUCAGUACGAUGAAUCCAAUAUUGCUUUUUUGGGAUCUGAAAAUCUUCCAGAUGAAAUAAUGCAGCUAAAUACUCCAAUGGAGUUUUUCAAAUUUCUUUUUCCGUCAUCUGCUGUAAAUUUAAUUGAGGAAGAAAGCAACGUAUACGCAGCACAAAUUUUCCCCGAAAACUUGAAUUCAGUGACACAUAAAGACAUUUAUAAAUUUAUUGGUAUUAUUAUCUACAUGUCGGUAGUACACCUGCCAACUACUCGUCAUUACUGGAAGGAGGGUACAUAUGUUGAAAAAGUUGCAAAUGUUAUGACGUGCAAUAAAUUCGAAGAGAUUAAAAGAUUUCUGCAUUUUUUCGACAAAACAAAAGAACUAAAACCAUAUGACCCGCAGUUUGAUAGACUUCAGAAAAUACACCCACUUAUGAAAAUCCUACGCGAAAGACUGCUAAAAGUGCCGAAAGAGGAAUUUUUGUCUAUUGACGAACAGAUGAUCCCUACUAAGGCCCGAACUUCAGGAAUCAGACAGUACAAUGCAAAGAAACCCCAUAAGUGGGGUUAUUUGAAUUACGUAUUAAGCGGAGUCAGUGGAUUUAGUUACGACUUUGAAUUAUUCGGAGGAAAAUACCCAGCACCGCCUGAAAACUGUCCCGAUCUUGGAGUGCCAGGAAAUGUGGUUCAAAGACUAUUGAAGACUGUCUCGGACAAUUUGAACCAUAAGAUUUUUGUCGAUAACUGGUACACAAGUUUGCAGCUAAUGGCAAACUUACACAAAAAAGGUAUUCUGCCAUUAGGCACAGUACAACUGAGAAGAGCUCCAAAUAUAAAUAUAAAUAAAAAAGCUUUAGAAAAGAAAGAACGAGGUUAUUACUCCGAAAAAAGGGUUGCUGUUGAUAACGUUAAGCUAUCAGUUACCAGUUGGGUCGACAAUAAAGCAGUCAGUUUGUGUUCAUCCUAUGUAGGCAAGGAACCAAUGGGAGUUGUGAAAAGAUAUUCCAAAAAACAUAAGCGUAGAGUUGAUGUUUCUUGCCCAAAAGCAGUAUCAAUUUAUAAUAAAUACAUGGGCGGUGUCGAUUUACUAGAUGCCAUGUUAGGCUUCUAUAGGAUCAAAAUCCGCAGUAAAAAAUGA